Medicago truncatula (barrel medic) is the source of this 1734-nucleotide messenger RNA. Its product is annotated as heat shock 70 kDa protein 4. NCBI's taxonomy places the organism in Eukaryota, Viridiplantae, Streptophyta, Magnoliopsida, Fabales, Fabaceae. Gene Ontology annotation, molecular function: ATP-dependent protein folding chaperone; ATP binding. The record is from RefSeq and is a predicted model, not a curated record. The transcript has 2 exons. Bases 226 to 1734 code for a protein of 502 amino acids.
UUGGUUGGUGAUGCUGCUAAGAAUCAGACUGCCUCUAACCCAACCAACACUAUAGUUUAUAUUUAUGCAAAGAGAUUGAUUGGAAGGAAAUAUAGUGAUUCUAUUAUUCAGAAUGACAUACAAUUAUGGCCAUUUAAAGUACUUGCUGGUUCUGAUGACAAGCCUGAGAUAAUUGUUAAGUAUAAGGGUGAGGAAAAACACCUUUGUGCCGAGGAAAUCUCCUCUAUGGUCCUCAAAAAGAUGCGUGAGAUUGCAGAGAAUUUUUUGGAGUCACCUAUCGAGAAUGUAGUUGUUACCGUGCCUGCAUAUUUCAAUGAUUCUCAACGGAAAGCCACAAAAGAUGCUGGUGCGAUUGCUGGCCUCAAUGUAAUGCGGAUAAUCAAUGAGCCAACUGCCGCUGCUCUUGCAUAUGGCCUUCAGAAGAGAGCUAAUUGUCUUGAAGAGAGAAAUAUUUUCAUCUUUGAUCUUGGUGGUGGAACUUUUGAUGUGUCUCUCCUCACAAUUAAGAAUAAUGUCUUUGUUGUGAAGGCCACUGCCGGAGACACUCAUCUAGGAGGUGAAGACUUAGAUAACAGAAUCGUGAAGUACUUUGUUGACGAGUUCAAGAGGAAGCAUAAUAAGGACAUUAGUGGGAACCCAAAGGCUCUUAGAAGGUUAAGAACGGCUUGCGAGAGGGCAAAAAGGACACUUUCAUUUGAUAUUGAGGCCGCGAUUGACAUAGAUGCUCUGUAUGAGGGUAUUGAUUUUAAUUCUUCAGUCACUCGGGCCAAAUUUGAGCAACUCAAUAUGGACCUAUUUGAAAAGUGUAUGGAGACUGUUGAGAGCUGUCUUACUGAUGCUAAGAUGAACAAGAGUAGUGUAGAUGAUGUUGUUCUCAUCGGUGGUUCUUCGAGGAUUCCCAAAGUGCAAGAGCUAUUGCAACACUUUUUCAAUUGGAAGGACCUUUGUGUGAGCAUAAAUCCUGACGAGGCUGUUGCUUAUGGUGCAGCAGUUAAAGCUGCUUUGCUUUGUGAAGGGACUAAGAGUUCUCUAGACUUGGUUUUGCAAGAUGUUACCCCAUUGUCCCUAGGUAAGUCAAUAAGGGGAGAUGUGAUGGAUAUAGUGAUUCCUAGAAAUACCCCCAUUCCUGUCAAGAAGACAAAAAACUAUGUUACAAUUGAAGACAACCAAUCCGUUAUAUCUGUUAGGGUUUAUGAGGGUGAGAGAUUGAAAGCUAAUGAGAACAACUUGUUAGGUUUGUUUGACUUCGCAAUUCCUCCAGCUCCUCGAGGCCAUAUUCCUAUGAAGGUAUGUUUUUCUGUAGAUGUUGAUGGUAUAUUAAAUGUCUCUGCUAAAGAAGAUACCUGUGGGAAUAAGCAAGAUAUUACAAUAAAGAAUGAAAAUGGAAGUUUAUCAACUGAUGAAAUUGAGAGAAUGAUCCAAGAGGCAGAGAAUUUCAAGGCUGAAGACAUGAAGUUUAUGAAGAAAGUUAAAGCAAUGAAUGCUUUGGACGAUUAUCUUUACAACAUGAGGAAAGUAAUGAAAGAUGAUAGUGUUACUUCAAUGCUCAACCCAAUAGACAAAAUAAAGAUCAAUUCUGCUAUGAUGAAGGGGAAAAGGUUGAUUGAUGGUAACAAGCACAAAGAAACAUUUGUAUUUGUGGACUUUCUGAUGGAGCUUGAGAGCAUCUUUGAAUCUGUUUUAAACAAGAUCCAAAUUGGUUGCUCUGAUGAGGAAAGUGAUUCUGAUUCUUAG